Molecule: messenger RNA, 2178 nt
Organism: Eimeria necatrix
Lineage: Eukaryota; Apicomplexa; Conoidasida; Eucoccidiorida; Eimeriidae
Product: endonuclease/exonuclease/phosphatase domain-containing protein, putative
Exons: 10
Coding region: 1-2178 (725 amino acids)
Biological process (GO): phosphatidylinositol dephosphorylation
Molecular function (GO): phosphatase activity
Source: RefSeq, a predicted model, not a curated record
AUGAAGCCUUGCGGCAGCCAGGAGCCCGUGCCCAGCAGCUCGAGGGAAAGUAUGACGUCAGAGGGCACGAAUGAGCAUCCACAGGGCCUCCCAUCCCCCGAGGCAUCAGCAAGCCUGCAUAGCAUGACUGUCCAUACAACACAGGACAGCAGAGUUCACGCCUCACGCACCAGGAGGGCCCGCCCUGGUGCUCACUUCCAGGCUCCCCCCUCAUCACCGCGAUCGCCCCUUUCUUGCUGCAACACCUUGUUUUUUCCGUCAACCAUACAGGCGGCUCCUUCCAUCCAGUUGCUAGAGAGCAGAGUGAAGGAGCCGAAAAGUGCCCCAGUGUCAGAUAAGCCAGUGGAGCUGCGGGCACAGCCCUCCACCCCAUGUAAGCCUCAGCACGAGGGUACCCCUAUUCUGCAUCAGACUCACUCUGCUGCUGCUUCCCCUUCAAGCCGGCAUCUGCUGUCUCCAAAUGGCAGCCUGCGAGCGGCUAAGCCCAGCGACUCUUCGCGGGAGGCCCACCAGUGGCACUUCAGCAGCAGCAGCAGCCGUGGUGGCAUCGCAGCUGGCGGUGCAGCCCACAAGCCACGAGUCGGUCCACUUUACCCAACUGGAGGCCCGCUUCUGCCUUCCAGUCUCCACUUGAAGACGCAGCGACAGCUUAACAACGCCUCACCUGGCAAGCGCCUUACGGCUGUCCCCAGAAAUGUCGAUGUUUCAUUGCAGGGAGCACAGCCACUCAAAAUCUUCUGCGGCACCUGGAAUUGUCAGUACCAGGAUUUCCCAGUCAGCGUGCUUACGAAUAGUCAAACAGCAGUGCGGGUUCCGCGGCUCCCUGAUUGCUCCAAUUAUUCAGCUUGCACCCUCUCUGGAUCCCCAAAUUCUUGCGCAACGGAGUGCUUGCCAGAUGAGCUUCCCGCGGAAGUUAUUGCAAAAAUGGGCGGCGAAUUCGACAAAUUGUACGACUUGGAGGGGAUGGAGAAACAUGGGUGGCAACAGCCAACAAACGACUCUGCGGGGCCGCCUCAAGUCCACAUCAAUCCUCCGUCUCUAGCUCGGAAGAGCACCAUCAAGAGAGGGGAUCUUGUGAGAUCCAGCACAAAGCUUCUCACCGCCGUGCAAGGGGAGGACCAGCCGUUGGUGGACUGGCUGUUGCCGGGCUACGAUGUGUAUGUUGUCUCGCUUCAAGAAACUUUGGGUCAGAGUAUCUUUGAAACCGUCACUGUUUAUCUCUCAACUGUAAAUGGAACAUCCUUCAAGCGGAUCAAGUUUUCGGAGGAUAAACUUUCCGGAUUGGGCGACGGCGCGUGGAUGCAGUUCAAGAGCACCAGCUUGGCGGCAUGGGCGCGAGAAGAUCUAGAGGGGGAAGGAAAGCCCGUUAGCUUUGUGAGCUCAAAGGCAGCGUCCGUGAGCUUCUUGUCUGGGAGUAAAGGGGGCGUCAGCGUCUGUCUCAAGAUUUGGGGUCAAUUAUUUUGUUUUAUUGGCUGUCAUAUGCCGUCAACAUCCCCUGAGGACCGCCGUAAGGCUAGGGCUGUUGUGGAGCAGCGGUUGCUAGAGUUUUAUGGAGGGGCGUCGAGUUGGGCGGAAGCGUUUCAUCAUGUGCUAUGGAUGGGUGAUUUCAAUUUCAGGACACAGCGAGUAACCGUUCAGCGGGCGGUUUCUCUUCUUAAGCAAUCCCCCACAGGCUUAUUCGCUUUUGAUGAGUGGGUGGGGCCUAACGGCGACGAUAUGCGUUCUGCUGGUUUCGUUGAGGCGCCAGUCGUUUUCCCUCCCACUUACAAGAAGGCUGACGGCCGCCCGCCGGCGAACUUGAGCGAACCGAAGUGGGUAGAGGCGGAGUACCAGACACACAUGAUCACACAGUGGUACAAAGGAGCCAGACACCAAGAUCGCAUUCCUUCGGUGCGCCUUCUCUUCUCCUACUUGAAGCCUGGCCUUGAGGUCUCCUCGCUCCUCCGCUUUCAGCCAGAUAUGUACUUCUGUGCCAUGCCAAGCCGGCCGUCGUUUUUGAUUGCCAGCGACCACUCUCCCGUAGGCUUAGGCCUCGAAUGUUUUCCUCUGGAUUUUGCCUACGCGCUACCAGAUGUCACUUCAAACGCAGCGGCCUUCAAGAAGUCAGUCAAUGCGGCUAUCCCUAAGUCAUCAGCAACACCUGAAAACAUUGGUGAGGAGAUGUACAUGGGCAGCUGA